This is a messenger RNA of Paramuricea clavata, 8389 nucleotides long. The record is from the annotation of a GenBank genome assembly. NCBI's taxonomy places the organism in Eukaryota, Metazoa, Cnidaria, Anthozoa, Malacalcyonacea, Plexauridae.
CAUUGAUGAAUGAUAAGCAAAGCCAUAUGUAUUUUGGAAAUAUUGUUUUUGUCGCUUCAUUUUACAUCUUAUAAGGAUUUAUCCCAGCUGUACGAACGGAAAUCAACUAAUCUCAGGCGUAGAAGAGAUCGUAAAGAGAACUUUUACCUUCAUAUUUGACAAAGAAACAAAAAUCCAGGGACAAAAUCGACAAAUGCUGGCAUGUACUUCGUAUGACAACUACUUCUUUGAUAUAAAGCCACAAAUUUUCGGUGAUUUCUCAGUCAAGCCCUUCGUGAAAUGGGCUUUUUGUUUUCCAAGUUAUGCAGUCUGAUCUUCUCGUCCGAAGGUGAGUGUUGGUUUGCCAUGGUUGUACAAUUUACCAUCUCGUUUGUCUUUGUGAACUUCCUAAGAUUUGAAAUUUUAUAAAUAUGAAUGGCGAUAAUGCCGAACUGAAAUAUUGUGUAAUUUGACUUGAAUAAUUUAAGCUGUGAUAAUGUAGUUCAGUUGAUUACCGCUAUGACGCUAUCACAAAGGACAUGCCCCUCUAAGCUAUAUUCUUUUUCUUGAUAAGCCAAAUUUUAUGAGACUGCAUUGAUUUAAAAUCAAAACAUAACUGAUGGCAAAAUUCCUUUAGUUAAAUGCACUGUCAUGUUUGACUACUAGCAAUACUGUAAGGGUGCUAUGUCCAAAGGCAACAGCUUCUGUUACUUUUGGAUUUAACAGCACUAAUUGGGGUCUCUACUUUCGGGGGACUCAGGCACAGCUACUCUCAAUACAACAUUUUCAGGAAAGUCAGAAAUUUCAGUUGUUACAUCAGUGGUUAUAUCGGUGUUAUUACAUGAGGAUACCUUAUUAGAUGCCGAUCUACCUUACAAUUUUUGCCAUGGUUAUUCAUCUGACAAUGGGUCAUUCCAGAAAACAUCCAUACCACCCCCGCAGAGGAAAUUGGAAGUGUGGAAGUGAACCCCCCUACCCCCUUCGGAUGUCCUAAUACAUUUACUAUUAUCACAAACAAUUUUUUCUCCCCUCCCCCUCCAGACGGCAGAAAUUUCCUCCAUGGAGGGAGUAUGGAUCUUUUCUGGAACGACCCAAUGUAUCCCAAUGUCCUACGGCUAUUAAUCUGACACUGUAUUAUACUAGAGGUGUGCAUCAGAUCAGAUUGGACGUUUAUAAUCCGACAAUUGCCUAAUGUUUAAAUCCGAUCCGAAAUUGUCGAAUCCGAUCCAAGCUUUGAUAAAGAAUUCCGAUCCGAUCCAAAGAAUUCUUUAAUAAAAUAAAUUUCUCACUCAAGUUGAAAUAUUUAACCAAAUAAAUAUAAAAGCAAGAAAUACAUGUCAAGAAGCUGACAAAGUGACGUCCAAUGGAAGUACAGUAUCAACCGUGAUGAUGCUUUGAUAAAUGUGUGGAUAAUUCAUUCUUAUGAUAAUGCGUGGAUAAUUAAUUCAUUUUAUUUCGGAUAUCAAAGUCCGAUCCGAAAUUAAUAUUUUGGUUCCGAAAUCCGAACGAAUCCGAUUGGAUCGGUUUCGGAUCGGAUUUGCACACCUCUAGUACAUACAGCAUUCAUGUCUUUUUGAACCUGUUACACACCCUACAAGCACUCUUACAUAUACACUUGAAAUUCUACUGCCGGAUUUUAUUUGUGUGAUACCGCUUGUUUUCUUGAUAGGCCUGAUACAAAUGUUAUUAAAAGUUUGUGUACAACUGCUUGAUGGUUGUAGCUCUGAUUGGUUGUUUCUAGCAUUAUCAUGCUAUAUUUAACAUAUCGUUUUGAUUGGUUAGUGAUAAAUUAGAUAACGAUAUAUCUAGUGGUUGAAACUAUUAUUAGAUUGUUGUUGUUGUCGUUAUGUGAAAUUAAAAUUUCUCCUGGGGCAUUUUAAUUGGAUACUAAAUAAUAAAAUUUUAGUGUGGGUGGAAAGCAACUGGAUCAAGAUUUGUAUCAGGCUGUGUAUAUAAUACAGAGCAUGGUCACAGGUUACUAAAUAUUGGGAUACAGUGUUGGACAAAUAACCACAGUGAAUGUGUAUAUUAAUUUCUUUUUCUUUAUGACUUUUGCUUAAUACCUAUUUCAGUCGGACUGAAAGCUUUAUGGACCAUUGACCUACCCUAAUGUGCUCAACAUUGUCAAUUCCCUCAGACUCUAUUACCAGAUCAUUUACUGAUAAAAUGCAGCCAGGUGUUUAUGUUUUAUCCAGAGUGUCUGCCUGUUUCUCUUGUUAAUCUAAUUAUAUGCUCAAUUUUCCCUAAAGUUGAGUUUGAAAUAAAACGAUUUCAAAUUCUCCCAUGCAAAUAACUUUGCUUUCCUCUUUAUUUAAGAAUUUUAAUAUAAUAAAUAGAGAAUAACACAUGGGUGCACGGAAAUACCAGAUUUAUUUUGAGUGUUGAGCAUGAUAUCUGACAAGUGAGCACAGCGAACGAGUGAGAUAUCAUGUUCAACACGAGAAAUAAAUCUGGUAUUUCCAAGCACCCAUGUAUUUUUCUGUUUAUUAUAUAAAGGACAGUCUUUGAAAAGCGAUCAUUUUUACAGAAAAGCGAUAAUUUUCACAUGUGAGAUUAUCACUUUUAUCAGUGCUUGAAAUCUCUAUAAAGCACUAUACUUUAUAUAAUAAAAAAGGGUAAUCAAUAAAUAUGCACUCAAAUUAUAUGCAUUAUACACAAUGAUCAGUUUUUAAAUCAAUUAUAAAGCAAACAAUACAUCAAUAUUUAAAACAAUCUUACUUUCAUUAACAUCGGCAUCUUUGCACUUUUCUUUUAACAAGCCAUUUGGCUUUUUUUUCUUAAAAAAAGCUUUUGAAAUCUACAAAAUCUUACAAAAAUGAAAUAUAUGUGCAAGAAAUGUUGUCAUUUUGCUGUUGUCACGCAGUCGUUACAAUGCAAAUUUUAAAUUUGAUGUUUGCUAUUUGAUGUUUGCUAUUCAUGACAGUCCGCUAUAUUUUGAGAUCAGUGAGGAUGACCACCCACGAAUGGUGAACCAUAGCUAUGUCCCCAUGAUUAUUGAUGAACUUUAGACUUCGCUAAUGCUUUCCUUUACCCAGGGAGCUAUGUCCCCAUGAUUAUUGAUGAACUUUAGACUUCGCUAAUGCUUUCCUUUACCCAGGGAUAAAUAGCCGUGCGGAAUUAGUACCCUCACCCCAGGCUUACGCCCGGAACACCGCUCCGCGCUGUUGGCUUGGGGAUAAUGUGCCCUAGAAUCACCCAAUGCAAAUCUUGGCCUGGAAAUAUAUUUAUUUAAGUACUGCAUGUAAACAUAAAACUGUACAUACUGCACUAUACAUCUCAAUUAGACUUUUAAAUUCCAGUGGUGAGUGCUUACUUACUAUCAAACUGAGAAUUCUCUUGUAAUCAGAUAAUUACUCGCUGGGGCGCUUGUGCCCGGGCGAGUAUAGGUUUCGGCAUGCAUUUUUCAUGGCUCGGCAAUCUCAAAUAGUGGAUCUCCAAUCGUCGAUAGCCACAAAAUAGAAUAUUAAAGAGCUGCCUAAUAAAACCCAAUUUAUCCUUUUCAAAAUGGCGGGCUUUCGUGGAGUGGGCAAAAUGUUUCAAACAAUUUCGUUAAAAUUUUCAAUGUAUUGUACCUGUUUUCUAUGGAUUUUGCAUUGUGUCUAACUCUGGACAUUCUUGCUAGUUUAGUUAAUGUACAGUAUUUUUCUUGGUGCACGGCUCUAAAAAUCCGAAAUGUACGUGGAUCCUCGAAUUCCAGUGCACGAUCAUAUUAUCACUGUAUACUGAAUCUGAAUAUAAACGAGCUGAAGACAAUUUCAAGGUAAAAGGUUAUAACUAAAACUACACAACGUAGUUUUAAUAGAUAACUACUUGAUGAGAAACAUAUUGGUGUCAUAUCAAUAUAAAAUUUAUCCAACAAUAAUAUGAUCACUAAUAGUUAUAAGCUGUGGAAACGUGAAAACUGUAGUGUGAAAUAUAUUGUAUUUGUAAUGCCUUUUAAUUAAUGGCGCAAAAAUACCACCGUUCGAUUUAGCGUAAGAAAUUGUACUUAAGGAUGUCUGAAGUAUUACCAAACAACAGUAUUCUAGCGAUUUAUGGCCUUUGAAAAUCAAGCGAAAUUGUAUUGUUGACAAAUCGCUCGCAGUACGUAUUGUUGACAAAUCACUCGCAGUACGUUUGUCUUGUAUUUGUAUAAAUGCCUAAUGGCGCAAUAAGGAUAAAAUACCACCGUUCGAUUCAGCGUAAGAAAUUAUACUCACGGAUGUCAAAUGUAUUACUAAACAACAGUAUUCUAGCGAUUUAUGGCUUUUGUCUUUGAAAGCCAAGUGAAAUUGUAUUGUUGACAAAUCGCUCAAAAUUAUAUUAAACAAAUUAUAAAAAAUGCAUUUUAUCCUUGAUAACUUUAGUAUCGUUGGUUUUCUCUUUUUCGUCCGUAUACCAGUGGAUUCGUCUCACUUCUCUCUUCAUUUUGACAGUAUUGUGAGCCGAAAAGCUCCAAAAUAAUUUAUUUUGAACGUUUUAAAAUGCACCUAGCGAAUUUGAGAGCGGCAGCACUCUCCAAGAGGCAGCACUCUCUGAGAGCGGCAGCACACUCUCUGACAAGCAAAAUCGACUGGUAUGAGACAUUAAAAUAAUAAAGUAUAUAGGGGCAUUGCUAUUGGGGCACAAGGUAAAUAUGGUGACAAAGUUUGGUUUUCAUUUGUAUAGCCCCAGCGAGUUAACGCUCUAUAGAGCGUCUUGUUAUUAUUUGAAUUUGCACAUUAUUUUCAUUGUUGAUUUUAUUAAACAGGUGGCAUUAUGAUUGUUUUAAUUUAUUCAUUUGUAAACAAUUAGUAAUAAUUAUAGCUUUUGGCAAAGAGACAUAUAGUAUGUCUGUUAAUCUGUUUAAAAAAAGAAUGAUAGCAUGUGUUAUUAAACUUUGUGUUAAAAACACACAAUUUUGAAACACUUUACUGCAACAUUUGCCCAUUGCAUUUUUAAUCACAUCCUCAUUACUUGUGUUUUUUAAUGCAUGUACACUAAACCUACUGAUAGAUAUUUUAAUUUCAUUCUGUAAACACAACCACCUCAUGAUUGUCUUCAAAAAUAAAGAGUGAAACUAAUUUUUUAACUCAAGGAAUCUAAUUUUGUGGAAUUUCUCAAUUAUUUCACUCUGUCAAGGACAAGGUGAUAGUCCUGUUGCAACAGCUUUGCUAUCAUUGUUGGUUUUUAGUUUUACCCAAUGACGAAUAACAAUGCAAUUAUCUUUAAUUGUUUUAUAAAUAAUAUUUAAAAGUUUUAUUAUGAUUUGAAAUCCACUAUAUUUAUGCCUAGAAUAUCAAAAUAUGCAUAGUUGUGUUUUGUAUUUUAGGGCUUGUUUAUAUGGAAGCCGGGCUGGCCCACUUAGCAAGACAGCCCUGUAAGCGGGAUGAAUUUCUCUUGUGUUUUUAUGAGAAAAUUUCAUCCUGCUUGCCGGGACGAUUUGUUUUUUUUUACAUUGUUUUGACAGUUGUUAAAAAUAACUUGCGGCAGUAUCUUUGAACUUUCAUCCUGGCAAACGGGCUAGCCCGCUUGUGAGUGUUUAUAUGGAGAAAUUUCCAUCCCGGUAAGCGAGAUCUCGGCUCUUUCAAGCAAGAUCUUGGCAACCGGGCCAGCCCGCUUGUCCAUAUAAAUGCAUGAUAAUUUUUACUAUCAAAAUAACUACACAGCGAGAUCUCGCUUACCGGGAUGUCUCGCUUAGCGGGCCAGCCCGGCUUCCAUACAAACAGGCUCUUAUAGUAUAUAGUAACUAGGAACUUUGUGUAUGCUUAGACAAUUUUUUAUUUCUUUAUUAUUUUAUUUAGAGCACAAAGUUAUUAUAGUUGGUUUAGAUAAUGCUGGGAAAACUACAAUACUUUAUCAAUUGUAAGUUGCUUAAUUAAUUAACCUUUUUUCUAGUCAAAAGUAGCCUCUUUCGCAGGCUGUGUACAUCACUAUUUUCAAACCCUUGAGAGACAGACUUGAACCAAGUCUGAAGGUUCUUUUCCACUCAUUGCAAAAACCAACUUCCAAAAGAGUACUUUUGUUGUAACGGAUAGACUUAACAUUUGAACACAUUUAAACGAUGGGGUGAAUGUUGUAACAUUACAUGAAGUACUAAGGGUUACCUGUAUUGGGAGCCCGCACUCGAGUGGUACAUUUGUUUAUAUUAUUUUAUUUGACCGCCAUGUUUUUGUUAGUAGGCAACUAUUUAAGUUUAAAUAAAGUUAUUUACUUCACAACAACUUUCAUCCAAUCAUGACGCUCAACAAUUUAUUUUAAUUAGAUGCAAGCACUCGCUGCAGCGGACUUGCGAGUUGGUUUUGUGAUGAGUGGAAAAGAGCCUUAAUUUAAUUCAAAAGCAACAGUUAAAUCGGUUGUUAAAAAAAUUCAGUUUUUUUCCGGUUUAUUGAUUAACCGCCUCACCCUAAGGCCUUAUCGAGGAAACAGAGACCUGAUAAUAAAAAAGAGCCCAUUGACCUAACGUUACCAUAUGAGUAAGGGUUGAAAUUAGUCAAAAAUUUCCACGGACAGAACAUUUUCCGAAAAUAUCAUUGUUAAAAGUUGAAAAUUUUCGACUUCAAAAUUUUUUCCGGCGGAAAAUUUGUGUCGGCCAAUCACAUUUUACAAAAUUCUCUUUCUGUGGAAAAUUUUCCUGAGUGGAAAUGGGCCUUUAGAGGGGGAUUAGCCUUUCUCACGAUGACGAAUAUCCACCAUUUUUGGGUGGUAUCUAAUUCUCGUUAACCAAUGUAGACAAUUAAAACAAUGUGCAAAGCAAUUUUUCAAAAUAAACUAGCCAUUUACAAAGCAAAUUUACCAUCAUUCGUCCAAAAAAUUAUAAAAAGUCACAGUUAUGUCGACUUGUCUCGCAGACUUUGGCUGAAAAACCACCCAAAAAUGGCGCUGUGAGAAAGGCUAACUAUUGAAUUAAUUUAUUAUUGAUUUCAAGAAAAUUUCAUUCUUUCAAAUGGAGCACUGCGUUCAGUUCAUUGCUAAUUUCGUGAAUGUUUUAAAAUGUUUUAGCCAAAUUACGCUUUCAAACAUCCUUUUAUGCAAAUAUUUGUGAGUUUGCAAAAUGACGUUUGCACGUUUCUCAGAAAAAUGAUUUGCAAUUAGGCCAAAACAUUUCACACUUGAUUUGAACCCUGCUAUCAAUCACUUUAUGUAUUUAACAGUUGGUAAUUCUUUUUUAGUUUAAUGAAUGAGGUGGUCCACACAUCCCCAACAAUAGGAAGCAAUGUAGAAGAGGUAACAUGUUUUCUCUUUAAAUUGCUCCAACUAAAGUGUUACUUCGAUUAGCUGACUAUCUUUACUUUGUUCACUUACAGAUUGUUUGGAAAAACAUGCAUUUUCUAAUGUGGGACAUAGGAGGUCAAGAUGCCCUGCGUUCCUCAUGGGAUACUUAUUAUGCUAAUACGGAAGUAAGUGUUGUUUCAGUCUAUAUACUGAUACUCCAGUAGUUAUUGCCAUGCUACAUACAUGGUACAAACUGAAGGUGUACUUUGUCUUUAAGAUGAAGUACAUAAAAUAUAGUUUUUUGAAUGGCAUUUAUUCAGUACCCAGAUAGCAAGAAUGCUGUGUACCUAUGUGGUACUUGUUGGAAAAAAGAAGAAAUACCAUACCGUAAUAUUGGUACGCGAAUUAUUGCACCCAGGAUUAAUUUAAGAAGCUUUAAUCGAACUCACUAAAAAUUACUAUUAUACUACAACAAAAACGUUAAAACAAAAUAGUAGACAUUACAAACAGCAACAUGCGACUUAGAUAAGAGAUUGGCAAACAGACUCACAUGUUCUACAGUACAAGGCAAACCCCGCAGGGUAAUGACAAUAUACAGAAUAUACAGAUGAAAUAUAUAGAAAAAAAUUCCUGCACAGCUUCUACACAAUAAAAAAGUUCGACAAAGAUUCGAACUUAAAAAAAUCUUUCAAGGAAAAUUUCCCUUCGCCCCUCCAACGAUAUCUAAUGGUCCGCCCUUUACAUAUAUAUUAUUGUAGUUAACUGCCACUUUCCUAAUUUUUUAAAUAGUUUUAAUAACACAAGAUCACACCGUCCAUUUAUAUGCACAGUUGUAAUAGCAUGUAUUGUAUAGCAUGUGUUUUAUUUUUCGUUUUAGUUUGUAAUAAUAGUGAUAGAUAGUACCGACAGAGAAAGAUUAGCUGUAAUAAAAGAAGAAAUUUAUAAAAUGUUAGCCGAUGAAGUAAGUUCAAUUUCGUUUCCUUAAUAUUUAGCUUUGUAUUUUGUGGAAUAUUUUUGUACAGUAUUGUCAGUAUAUCUGCUGGAUGUGACAGUAUAUAUUCUAAUAUUCAUCCUUCUAUUGGUGGGUUUCAGACUUUCAGCAAGCAUUACGGGGCACCAAAUCGGGCUUGAAAUUUCCCUAAAACUUCUGGAACAACGCCAGUGAGGUUAAAAAUUGCCGUUGAGUGCAGUGGCUCUCUAUGGCAAUUUCCCCCUAUUUUUUUAGUGGCUCUCUAUG